GUUACUUCACUAGAUGAGCUUCUUGCUUUUUUCAGCGCUUUAUCAUGGUGUUGAACUCCUGAGCUGCAAAUCUUACUAGUGGCAAACACAGUAUUAUGACUAUGUGAGCUUGUUCUGGAGAGUGGGGAAAAAAUGGUGAAACGGGGCAGAGGUCGCCCUAGAAAAGAUUCCUCCUCCUCCUCCUACUUAUCCUUCAUGGAUGUCCGCCCGGAGUUCUUCAAAGUGUUUUUGCCCGAUGUCAGUUCUCAACAGCUUCGAGUGCCACCACUAUUUGUUAAGAAAUUCAGUGGAUUAGUAUGCAAAAGAAUAAAACUCAGAUGUAUUGACGGGAAAAUUUGGGAUGUGGAUGUUGAAGAAACUCAGGAAGGUGUUUUCAUGAAGAAUGGCUGGCAAGCUUUUGCUGAUCAUCAUCUCUUGAAACUUGGAGAAUUUUUAGUUUUCCGUUAUGAUGGAAAUUCUGUGUUUACUGUUAAGAUAUUUCGGACACAUGGAUGCAAGGAGGAAGCUUUUGUCAGAGAGAAGAUUGCUGCAGAUGUGAAAAUUGAACCAUUGGAAGAUCAGAUUGCAGCUACAGAGCAUACGAGUGCAAAACACUCUUGCAAUUCAGAUGGAGAGGGCAAUAAGCUUGAUACAUCAAGAGGUGUACGAGAAGGAAAGCAGCAAAUGUCAUCCAGAUUUCAUUCACAGACAGUUCAGAUGGAGCGGGACUCUGAAUUUGGCAGUAUCAGGUCUAUCAGUCGCACACAGAUGCAUAAGCUGAUGCUUUCAAAAGGUUUCAUCUCUAAGAACAACAUAGAACUGGGGUCAAAUGUAAUGCUCUGCAAUGAGAAGGAAGAAAAGUGGCCCGUAAAAUUCACACACUUCAGAGAUGGCCGUGCAUGUAUUGGGACUGGAUGGAUGGCAUUCUGGAAAGACAACAGAAUGUGCGAGGGUGACAAAUUCAAGUUGGUGUUUGACGAGGGAAGAGGAGGAAAGAUGAUAACAGUGUGCAAGGUUUAGGUACAAAGGCCCUCUAGUAUAUUGGCUAAACUUGGCGUAUAUAGAGUACAUUUUGUGCUGGAAUUUCUUGUAAUUAACUAUAGUAUAGUUGCCCCAGUGACUUAGCAUAUCCUGUUUGGUCUUUCUUUGCGUAAGGGGAAAAGAUUAGGAUCUUUUUUGUUUGGUUUUGCCUUGCCCAAUACAAGAGUGUGAUUUUCGCUUCCUGAGUUUUGCGUGAAGCUCACAGGAAAACUGACUCUGAAGAUCUAUUGAAUGAAAGGGUUGGCUACCUUUUGGAUCAA
Coffea eugenioides is the source of this 1280-nucleotide messenger RNA. Its product is annotated as B3 domain-containing protein At3g06220-like. NCBI's taxonomy places the organism in Eukaryota, Viridiplantae, Streptophyta, Magnoliopsida, Gentianales, Rubiaceae. Bases 133 to 999 code for a protein of 288 amino acids. Gene Ontology annotation, molecular function: DNA binding. The record is from RefSeq and is a predicted model, not a curated record. The transcript is spliced from 5 exons.